Molecule: messenger RNA, 1616 nt
Organism: Passer montanus (Eurasian tree sparrow)
Lineage: Eukaryota; Metazoa; Chordata; Aves; Passeriformes; Passeridae
Gene: MAD2L2
Product: mitotic arrest deficient 2 like 2
Exons: 9
Coding region: 489-1151 (220 amino acids)
Cellular component (GO): zeta DNA polymerase complex
Source: RefSeq, a predicted model, not a curated record
GGGCAGCGCCGUGCCGUGGUCGGGGGUCUGGCCCCAUCCGCCCUCCCUCCUGCUCGCAGAGCGGGCGAGGAGCGGCGGUGGCUGCAGCCCGGCACGGCACGGCACGGCACUGCUGGGGCAGGCUGCGCGGGCUGCUCUGGGCUGGUGCGGGAGCUCUGGUGGCAGGCACGGGCAGGGCGGUGGGUUGUGCUUCCAUGGUGUGCCCCAUCCCCGGGUUGGGUGGAGUUGUGGCAGCCUGGGGCAGUGGAAGGUGGCCCUGCCUCUGGCAGGGUGUUAUUACAGUAAAUGAGCUUUAAGGUCCCUUCUAACCCAAGCUGUUCUGUGAUUCCAUGAGCUCCCAGCCUGCACAGUCCUUGAGCGUGUAGUGCCUAGGUCCUACUUUGUGACUGUGGAAGGGUGGAUGCCUUGGGUUGCUCGGGCAUCUCUUGAAGAAGGAAUGAAGUUUAAGGGAGGAUGUGAACCUAAACCUCUAAAAACACAGAUUGUUUAUGAUACUCUGUAGUGGUCUGGGGAAGAUGACCACUCUCACAAGGCAGGACCUCAACUUUGGGCAAGUUGUUGCAGAUGUUCUUUCAGAAUUCCUGGAAGUGGCUGUUCACCUCAUCUUGUAUGUCAGAGAAGUUUACCCUAUUGGGAUCUUUCAGAAGAGGAAAAAAUACAAUGUACCUGUCCAGAUGUCCUGCCACCCAGAGCUGAACCAGUACAUCCAGGACACGCUGCACUGUGUAAAGCCACUGCUGGAGAAGAACGAUGUGGAGAAAGUUGUGGUUGUAAUUCUGGAUAAAGAGCACCACCCCGUGGAGAGAUUUGUCUUUGAGAUCACCCAGCCACCUCUUCUUUCCAUUAGUUCUGAGUCCCUGCUGUCCCACGUGGAGCAGCUACUGCGUGCCUUCAUCCUGAAAAUCAGCGUGUGUGAUGCUGUGCUGGACAACAACCCCCCAGGUUGCACCUUCACAGUUCUGGUUCACACGCGGGAGGCCGCCACACGCAACAUGGAAAAGAUCCAGGUGAUAAAGGAUUUCCCUUGGAUCCUUGCUGAUGAGCAAGACGUGCACAUGCACGACCCCCGACUUAUUCCCCUGAAAACCAUGACAUCUGACAUCUUAAAGAUGCAGCUUUAUGUAGAAGAGCGAGCUCACAAAGGCACCUGAUUUCAAAUCUUCCUUGCCUUCAAGCUUCAUCUGAUCUUCCAGUGGAGUAAGAUCUGUCACAAACUGUAUCUUGUUAACCAUCUCUUCAGCUGGCCUUCUGGGUGAAUGUAGAGCAGCUGCUGCCUCUUUAUUUCAAGUGCUCUUACCACUGUAUAAAGAACUGACUUGGAAUGGGGAGCCAGAGCCUGUUCCCAUCUUGACUUGUGUGAGAGUACAGGUGUUGAAACAGUGCAUCCCUGGGGAGUCAGUGCUUUAUUACCAGUCCAGUUCUCACCUGAAAAGGGCAGCUCCAUUGCACACAGGCAGUGAUAGACAGCUAGGAGCUGUCACACAGUCCAUAAGAGCAACAUUUGUGCUAAGGGGGAGCGAGGCCUUAUGUAGUGUCUGUCCACUGUGACCAUCCCAAGUAGUCUUCAAUAAAUACCAACUUUUACCCCAGUUGAACUGGGCUGAGUUCUGUCAAAA